This is a messenger RNA of Benincasa hispida (wax gourd), 1700 nucleotides long. RefSeq names its product WRKY DNA-binding protein 57 (gene WRKY57). Lineage: Eukaryota; Viridiplantae; Streptophyta; Magnoliopsida; Cucurbitales; Cucurbitaceae. The record is from RefSeq and is a predicted model, not a curated record. Gene Ontology annotation, molecular function: sequence-specific DNA binding; DNA-binding transcription factor activity. Gene Ontology annotation, biological process: regulation of DNA-templated transcription.
CCCCCUCCGUUUUUCUUUUUCUUACGCCUCUCUCUUUCUGUUUCUCUCAAUUUUGCAACUGUAUAUUGAGGGGACAUUUCUUUUCAAAACCUUUCAAAAAGUUCAAAUUUUUUUUUUUUAAAAAAAAAAAAAAAAAAAACUACGCGUCCUUUCUAUUUCCAUUUCUUUCUUCUUCUUCAACGUACACUCCAUUCCCCUUUCUUCUCACAAACCCUAAUUCUCUCUCCCCUCCUUUCAUUUUUCCUCUGCUUUCUCAGUCCCCUUCUCAUUAAUGGCCGAUUCUCCUCCUCCUCCUCCUCCUCCCCCCCCCUUCUCCACCGUCGAUUCCUCCUCCAAUUCCUCCGACGCUCUUUUCUUCUUCCCUCCCGAUUCCGAUUCCUCCAUCCUCACCGAAUUCGGAUGGAAUUUCCACUCCCUUCAACCUCAACCUUCUCGAUUCCUCCACUCUCACCCCAUCGACUCCGAUUUCCCUCCAACUUCCACUCCCGUAAUCGACGACGCCGCUGGAUUGCAAAGCCCUGACGCUCCCCUUCCACUCGCUUCUAAUCCUUCUUUGUCUUCCAGCUCCAGCGGAGAGCCGCCGGAGAAACAGCCUGAGAUUAUUCCGCGGAAGGUGAAAAAGAAGGGGCAAAAGCGAAUUCGGCAGCCACGAUUUGCAUUUAUGACCAAAAGCGAAGUUGAUCAUCUUGAAGAUGGCUAUCGAUGGAGGAAAUAUGGACAAAAGGCUGUCAAGAACAGUCCAUUCCCUAGGAGUUACUACAGGUGCACAAACAGCAAAUGCACAGUGAAGAAAAGGGUAGAACGGUCGUGUGAAGAUCCAAGCGUUGUAAUAACAACAUAUGAAGGACAACACUGUCAUCACACCGUUGGAUUCCCUCGAGGUGGAUUAAACAUAGCUCAUGAAGCUUCUUUUGGGUCUCAAUUUUCACCUCAAAUCCCACAGUUUUUUUACCCUGAUCAUCAUCAAACUCACCCCCCACCCACAACUAACAAUAACCCUCCCACUCCCAAUGACCAACCACACAAUUUGGCACCAUCAUCAUCCUCCAAUGCCCUGUCCUUAGAGCAACAAGAUCCAACAAGCUCACACCUUCAAGUUGCCUCCAAUGAAGGCUUGCUCGGCGCUAUUGUCCCGCCCGCCAUGAUGCGUAGAACGACGUGAUAAGACGAAUUCACUUCACAUUACUAGCUCCACCAUGAAACACACUCAUUUUGUGGUAUGAAAUCCUGCACUAACCUCAUCUCUCUAUACAUAAUAUGAUAUAACUUAUUUUUUAUUCAAAUUGUCGACUAUAUGGUGCUUUUUGCCAAGUUUGUAUGUAUCUUUGUUGUCUAGUUAUUCGAAGAGACGGGUACAAUGUGGUUGUAGAGGAACAACCACAAUGUGACCAUCACAUUGAAUAAAUUUUCACGUCCGUUAGAGUAAAAAAUGGGUCUUUUAUGCAUGCUUAAAUGUAAUUGGCUCACAAUCGUCAAAUAGGGUCGUUUUAUGCAUGCUUUAAUUUGUACAAAUCAGAGAGGGUUGUUGGUUAUGUUGACUAUAUUUUCUUUGACUACUUGUAGAUUUAACUCAUUGGGGGUGUUUAACCAUGUAUGGAUGGAUUGUAAUUGAAUUAAACGUGUUUUUAUUGGCGCAUUAUUAUUUAUGAUGAAAAAUUGGAUUGGUAUUUACAUGAUAUGUUUUUUAUCUUUGUUUUCAA